CUAGUAAAACGUAGUCACUAAGAAAUUUACAAGAAAACAAAGAGAACUUGCGUGGUCCUUUCCAAGUUGUGAUAUUGAACACAUGAAACACUCUUUAUUAUACUUCUUAGUCCUUAUAAAUACUACACACCCUUGAGUUCAUACAACACAAAAGUUAGAAAAACAAUCCAACAUAUUUCUAUUACAUUUAAACAUUUGAAAUUAUAAAAAAUGGCAAUGGGAAUUGGGGAACUAUGGUCACAAAUGGGGUCAAUUAUGGCUAGCAUAAUGUUUGUAUAUGCCAUGUAUGACCGAUUUUUCCCACCUCAUCUUCGUAGAUAUGCUCUAAAAUACACAACCAAAUUCACAAACCUUAUGUAUCCUUACAUCCAAAUUACCUUCCAUGAGUUAUCUGGAGAGCGUCUCAAACACAACGAAACUUACAAAGUCAUCCAAACAUAUCUUAGCGCGAAUUCAUCACAAAGAGUCAGAAAGCUUAAAGCUGAAGUAGUCAAAGAUAGCCAAACCCCACUUGUUCUAAGCAUGGACGACAAUCAAGAGAUCGUAGAUGAGUUCAAUGGAGUCAAAGUUUGGUGGGCUGCGAAUCACACCACCUCAAAAUCACAAUCGUUUUCUUACUACCCUGCUUCGGAUGAGAAAAGAUUCUUAACACUAACGUUCCACAAAAGGCAUCGUGAUCUUAUCACUACCUCGUAUAUCCAACAUGUGUUGGAACAAGGAAAGGUUAUUACCUUGAAAAAUAGGCAGUUAAAGAUUUUCACCAACAAUCCAAGCAAUAAUUGGUGGAGCUACAGAAGCAAGAAAUGGAGUCACACAACUUUUGAGCAUCCUGCAAGGUUUGAAACACUUGCUAUGGAACCUGAGAAGAAAGAAGAGAUCAUAAAUGAUCUAGUUAAGUUCAAAAAUGGGAAAGAGUACUAUGCUAAAGUUGGGAAGGCGUGGAAGCGUGGUUAUCUACUUUUUGGUCCACCAGGAACAGGAAAAUCUACCAUGAUAUCAGCUAUUGCUAAUUUCAUGAAUUACGACGUGUAUGAUCUUGAAUUAACAGUUGUUAAGGAUAAUAAUGAUUUGAAAAGACUUUUGAUUGAGACAUCAAGCAAAUCAAUUAUAGUGAUUGAAGACAUUGAUUGUUCUCUUGAUCUCACAGGUCAAAGAAAGAAGAAAAAAGAGAAAGAUAAUGACGAGGAUGAGGAAAAACCCGAUCCUAUUAAGGAAGCUGAAAAAGAAGAUAAAAAAGAAAGUAAAGUAACUCUCUCUGGUUUGUUGAAUUUUAUUGAUGGAAUUUGGUCGGCAUGUGGAGCAGAGAGGAUCAUAAUUUUCACAACUAACUUUGUGGACAAACUUGAUCCUGCUCUCAUUAGGAGGGGAAGGAUGGAUAAGCACAUAGAAAUGUCUUAUUGUGGCUAUCAAGCUUUCAAGAUUCUUGCAAGGAACUAUUUAGAUAUUGAGUAUCAUCAUGAUUUGUUUCCCAUUAUUGAAAAGUUGUUGGGAGAGACUAAUAUGACACCUGCUGAUGUUGCUGAGAGUUUGAUGCCGAAGUCAAUCACCGAAGAUUUUGAGACUUGCUUGAAGAAUUUGAUUCAUUCUCUUGAGAUUGCAAAGAAAGCAGCCAAGGAUGAAGAAGAAAAGAAAAAGGCUGAGGAUGAGGAAGCUCAGCUCAAGGUGGAGAAAGAUAAACAAGAAUUGACUCAAGAGGAAUUAAAAGUGAAGGCUAAUGGUAAAUUGGAGAAAAAAGUGAAGGAGAAUGGUGUCACUAAUUAAUUUGUAUUAUAUUGCAAAAAAAAUGUAUAUAUAGGUAUGUAUUAUAUUUUAGUACAUGUUCAUAGUUGGCUGCUGUAAUAUAUUUCAAAUAAAAUAUAAUUUUAAGAGUUUGUAUGAAAUAAUUUUA
Molecule: messenger RNA, 1888 nt
Organism: Trifolium pratense (red clover)
Lineage: Eukaryota; Viridiplantae; Streptophyta; Magnoliopsida; Fabales; Fabaceae
Product: AAA-ATPase ASD, mitochondrial-like
Exons: 1
Coding region: 211-1761 (516 amino acids)
Molecular function (GO): ATP hydrolysis activity; ATP binding
Source: RefSeq, a predicted model, not a curated record